CAAAAGACGAUUCCCAUGUGUUUCAUUCUACACCACCACUACCACCACCACCUCAACAACAACAACAAUAACAACGACAAAUACCCUGCCCCGGAUGCCACUAUUGAAUCGAAGUAUAUGAGGGUAUCUCGGCAGUUCUUGUUUGCGUCGGAACCCUGCAUUAUCGUGAUGAGGUAGCGCAGAUUUCUUCUGGACUGACGCCUUCGACGCCUGUUUGGCCUAUUCCGAAAGUUGUGGUAGAGGGCUCAAAUGUUGUCAUGGCAGUCGACCCAUUAUCGCCCAUUGCGCCCGCGCGCAUUCGGGCGCUUCUUCUGCCUGCAGGGCGCAUAAAGAGGAAAACGUUUGCCCACUUCGUUCAAGCACUUCAAUCAGAGUGCAAUGUACGAUUGGGCGAUGUGAGCCCUGAUUUCACGCCAAAUAGGAAUCUGUUUUCCCCUUUGGCUUUCCCAAGUGGUAUGUUGUUGUACGACUUGGCGACAACACUCCCUACCCCCUCCCAGCUAGCUCUAUCACCAUUCGAGCUCUUCAGAGAGCCAUUCGUGAUCCUCGGCAUUGCGGAUGCUAGCGAGCAUGAGAAAUUGUUCGAGUCUUCAAAGUCGAGUGAAAGUGACUCAUCUCACCCUGAAUUUGAAUCGCCACUUUACGAUGCGGUCUAUCGAGUUCGAGAACAAUUCCCAAAUGCUCUUGUUCAUCAGCUACUUGUCUUCAAUUACGAGCGCGUCUCUAGACAUUGGUCGCUUCCCGAUGAAGCUACCACCGUUCCUCCUCAGGCAAGGUGGAAAACAACGACCCUCAAGACUAUCAUGUGUGACUUAUCCUCUCUUUUGCUGGCUGAGAUGACAGCCUUUGCUCGAUCACUUCAAGCCCUUCCAACGAUACCCUCUCCAUCAUCUCCAGAAUCUCUCACGGCGGAAGGCAAUCCAUCUAACACAAAGACUGUUCCUCUGGACGCAAGCAGGAGGAAUUCCCAGAUGGCGCCGUCCACACGCCCGGACUCUUCCACAACUCCUACGCCUACUGGUCUAUAUCGAAUGUCUAUGCCCCCAAAGAUGCCAUCUUCUGUUCCAGGAUCUAGUCCGCUCUCGCCAUCCAGUGAACCUCGUUCCCCCCCUGCCAAAACGUUUGACGAAAUACCCGGCGUCAACAUAGCCGAAGUUGUCGCAAAAUCUAGCAGCACGUCAUCCAAGUCAAAACCUGCAAGCGAAAGCCGGAACUCAAGCCAGGAUAGAGUCUCCGUUCAUGGAUUCGGGCCUGGGGGAGUAUUGGAAAGAGCACGUAACAAGGGCAUUGGGCGAGUCGGCCUCACGGUUGGCAGCUUGUAUUUGUGUGCGGGUUUGUGGCCUGAUGCUUUGAGGGAGCUGACUGAACAUGCAAACAAUGCCAAGAAUCUAAGCGACCAUCUAUGGCACGCCAAAGGUCUAGAAAACAUUUUGGUUUGUCUAAUACUUCUAGCAUGGCGGCGCGUUGACUUUCAGAUACCCCAAAUAUGCUAUCCCAAUCCAGAGAAGACCAUCAACUUGCCCAAUAUUCGAUCUCCACAUCACACGCCUUCCAAUAGCAUCACAUCCAUUUCUGGAGGGUCCCCGAGAUCUUCUUUUCAGAUUGCGGCAAUUCAGAAGCUAAAUGCCGCUAUUCCAGACCUCAUUACAAUGAUCCUCAGCAUAUAUGGACGAGCCAGUAACUUCUCAGGAGAAGCGAUGCCUUUCAAGGCACAUUCCGAGUGCAUAAUUCGUCUAUCCAAAUACUUAGCCAUGUCACAUAUAGCUGGUGGGUCUUUGACGGACCGAGCGUUGGAAAGUAUUGUGUGUGACAAAUCAUACGCUUCCAAGUCAAAUAUGAACAUCUCACGAAUCACAAUCUCUCCUACCAAGAACGACAUUGCGGCGAUGGUGCUUCGCGCCGUACCUCUUCCCACAGAAUUAGCAAAUAUGUCGAUUGCGGAUGGGUCCAUAAUAUUGACAGGGAUCGCAUCCGUGCUUUCGACCUUACGACUGGAUCGGAAACGUGCGUUGGUAAUGAAAGAGCUCAUAGCAUUCAUGAUACCAGCCAUCGUCCAGGCUCGUAAGAUUGGUGCGGCGGAGAUGGGCGUUCAUCCAGCUGCUGGCCUAGGGCUUAUGGGUGGCGGUGGAGGUGGAGCAAAUGAUGGUACCCGGCUAGGCGCCUCUGAUCCGGACACUGGCCUUAUAGAAUUUCUGAAUCUGCUUGGGCGCAUAUAUGGCGUGUCCCAUGGAACACAGACCUCGAAUAUACCUUUGCGUGGUCCCAAUGGCGAUCAAGUGAAUGGUACGGCCGUCCCGCCGUCUUCAACGGAUAACCAGGGUCGGCGACGGUCCAGUGUCGUUUUAGAACGCAUACAAAAUCGCGCCCUUAUACAUGAUUUCGGGAAUCUAAAUCUGAAACUCGACAUCCUACGCAUGUGUAUCAACUUUUGCGAAGCGCUCCCGGACCUGAAAGGUGUUAUGCACUUCACAGCGGCUCUUCUACGUGCCGCUGGUCCUGGAAAUGCGCCAAGACCGGACAGUCCGGAUGUAUACGUGAAUCUAGCAAAGGACGAGCAACUGCGACACGCUGCAACGAUCAGUCGCACCACCAGUACAGCUCGUAAACUCGGUCUGGAUGAUCUUGAAACAGACUACUGGGACGAUUUUCUAGUCCGCAAUGUAUCAAUGGUUGAGUCAGCCGAGUCGUCUGCAAUGAAAAAGCACCGCCGAGCAGAUCUGGAAGCAGUCAAGUUGGCAGAAGACAAAAGAAAGAGUCCCUUCAUCCAUGAUCCAUUUAUAAAGUCUCAAGAUCAAGGCACUGAGACGCUUCUUGUUGCAGGUGACGAGAAUGAGUUUCACGUUACAUUACAAAAUCCGUAUGAAUUUGAGGUCGAGAUAGAGAUGCUAGGCCUCGUCGGUGAAGGUGUCGAGUUCAAGGCCGAGGAAAGUGAUCUACAUCUCGGUCCAUUCCGAACACAGAAGUUUUCUGUCAUUGGGAUCGCGCAGCAGGAUGGGAAAUUGACAAUCACAGGAUGCUCUAUCAAGAUCAGAGGCUGUCGACUUCAGACCUUCCCUAUCUUCGUAGAACCGUGGAGUCCAGAGCCGAGCCUCAAGAUAAAGGGGAUUGGUCUAGAGGCUUCAAUCCCGCCGCCUGUGUCACGGCCUGUCUCAAACGUAUCAACAUCAUCCGAACCGAAUCUCCCCACCACAACGAAUGAUCCGAUUCCAAUGACGCUUACGCUCACCGUGCUCCCGAAACAGCCUCUUUUGACAGUAUCAUCUGUAUCCUUGGUGCAAUCAUCUCUCAUGCUACUCGAGGGCGAACGUAAAUGUUUUAGGAUCAGCGUAAAGAACACAUCCAAGGAUACCACUAAUGACUUCCUGCAUGUCUCCUUUGAAGACACCACUACGACCUCUCAACGAAAUACAAUGAGCAACAAAGAUAUCCCGAGAGCAGAGCUGCAUGAACUCGAGGUUCAAGUAGCAAGAAAUCCACCACUGCGCUGGCUACAAGCAGACGAGAAGAAUGCUGCAAAUGUCGCACCUCAGGAGACAACGACCCUCGACAUCGAGGUACUAGGCAAGCCAGGGCUGCUCGAAGGGAAAGUGCAGAUCGAUUACGCAAGCAUAGGCACAGAACUCACAGCAGACCAUUUCUAUACCCGCCAAGUCUCAGUCCCCAUCAAUUUUACCGUAAAUGCCAGUAUUCAGCUUCAUCGCUUCGACGUUGUCUCCUUCGACCGCAAUUGCACACUCCCGGUAACCCAACCCUCAACUUUUCAACCUCUGAGCAAUCUUGCGACGCCGUCAACCGAGAGUUGCAUGCUCCUCCUCGAUUACCGCAACGCCUGGCCUACGCCCCUUACAAUAUCCAUUUCCGUCCUCCAAUCAACUUCACCAGCUACUUCAAUAGAUACUACGCCCCUGACUUCCUCCGACAUCACCACCGUCACAGAGACCAUUCAGCCUGGCCAUACCUCGCGCUUUGCCAUAAUUCUCCCGAGACUCUAUAUCAUGCACCCACACGCACCAAUCCCCUCACUAAAUCCCGCCAACCAGCGCCAGUUUGUCGUGUCCUCUAUACAAGCCAAUCCGGCACUUGAGCGCGCUGCCCGCGAGGCAUUCUGGUUUCGCGAAGCUCUUCUGUCACGCAUUCGCGGCUCCUGGACCGAAGAAGCGUCUGGUCGCACGGGCGCUGUAGAUGUUCGUGGGAUUCGGCUCACUGCUCAAAUGGUUGAGGCGCUACGAUUGGAUGAUAUCGAUAUUGACAUGCGCGUGCUGGAAGAUGCUGGCUCGGGUGAUGACCAAAGUCAUAUUAGGACCGACAGUGUGACGCGUCUCGCACAUUCGAAAUUCAUGGUGCAGCCGCAUGCAUUCGUCACACUACGCACAACGCUGACGAAUCGCUCGGCACAUGCCAUCCAUCCGCUGCUGCGGCUGCAACCAAGUCUGGCCAAUGUACCACAUAGUGCGGCGCUGGACAUAGCGAAGAAAUUCGCAGUGAGCGGCGUGAUGCAGCGGGCAUUAGGGCCAGUACGAGCGGGCGAGAGCACAAGUGCGGACGUUGGCAUUUGCGCCAUGUGUAGCGGGGUUUUUGAGAUGGGAGCGACGGUCGAGGAGGUCAGGCCGUGGAAUGAGGUCGAGGGAGAGGAGAGUCGAAAGGAGGUAGAUGUGCUAGAGGAAGGCAUCGUGGGCAACCUGGGAAGGAAGAUAUGGUACUCUAAAGAAGGAUGUGUGAUAGUCGCAAAGGACGAUGAAGAAAGAUAGAUGAGUGUCGAGUGGAUAGUAGACGAGGGCCUAAGGUGUAUUAUAUGUCUCCUGGAUAUUUUCCAGUACCCCUGAUAUAGAAAAUCGGUAGAUAAGUGGACGACACUACGAAAAUGAUACAUUGAGUCCUAUCGGCGAUUCUAAUUUCGAAC
Molecule: messenger RNA, 4900 nt
Organism: Pseudovirgaria hyperparasitica
Lineage: Eukaryota; Fungi; Ascomycota; Dothideomycetes; Acrospermales; Acrospermaceae
Product: Trs120-domain-containing protein
Exons: 3
Coding region: 258-4748 (1496 amino acids)
Cellular component (GO): trans-Golgi network
Source: RefSeq, a predicted model, not a curated record